AUGAACAACAAAUUAUUCACGAUUGAGAGCAUUGGUGAUGAGAGUAACAUUGACAAUACAUGUUCGUAUCCCUUCCUUCAUGCUUGCGAGGAGUUAGAAAGUGCGAAAUUCAAAGAACACAGUGAAAGCAACGUAAGACGGGAUCAAAAGGAUUCUUUUGAGGAGGAACUUCCUGACCAAAAACAAGAAGAAGCUAUUGAUGGUAAGUCAAAUCUCAACAAAAUUACAUGUGAAGAUGGUAUCCCAGAUAAUUCUAAUCAUAUCAUAAACGACAAUAUUAUAAACUAUGGCUCGAGACUUUUGGCAAAAGAUGGAAAUGGUGGAAACUAUCAUAUCACACAAGGAAUACCAAGAAGUAUCAAAUUUCGUUCCAUCAAGAACCUUUAUAAGUGUACUUCAAGGAUCUCACCAAUUGAAGCUGAAUAUAAUUGGAAAAGUCCAACUGAAGAAGACCCAAUUGUAAAUCAUUUAGCAAACAAAGAUACAAGUAUCAAAACAAACGAAAAAAUUGUUGGUUUUGAGAGAAAAGGGAGAAACAACCAUGUAGAAAAAGAUGUUGAUACUUCUUCCGCCUAA
Molecule: messenger RNA, 576 nt
Organism: Solanum pennellii
Lineage: Eukaryota; Viridiplantae; Streptophyta; Magnoliopsida; Solanales; Solanaceae
Exons: 5
Coding region: 1-576 (191 amino acids)
Source: RefSeq, a predicted model, not a curated record